GUCACCUGACUGGGAUCAAACAUGGCUGCUCUGGACGCGAAAAUGCAUUCGACUCCCGGAGCAGCUCGUGUGGUGUUUCCGCGGAUGAGAAAAUUGAGAAUGUAUUUCGCGUAACGCCUCUAUUUUCUAUCUACCUGCACUCUGUGCUGGGAAAAUGAGUUACCCAUUUGGAAAAGAGGAAACCACUACAGAGGAGCAGCUUUUUGGUUUUUUCUGUGAGUGCCUGCGCAGGGGAGACUGGGAGUUGGCACAAGCAUGUGUACCUCAGCUACACAGGGGACAAGGAGAGAUCCCCCAAAAGGUGGAGGACAUACUCCAGGCGCUGGUGCAGUGUCCUAUUCUACUACGAUGUGGGCCAGAUAUCAACCCUCAAAAACUAGCCUGGCUCUGGCUUCUUGUAUUAGAAAAAUGGUUGGCCCCAGAAAAGAAAUUACUUUCUGCUGUUUUCCGGAGAAAACUUGAGUUUCUUUUUUUGUCAGAAGACCUCCAAGGGGACAUUCCAGAGACCAUUCUCAAGGAGCUGUUUGAAACCUUAGCACAAGGCCCAGUGGCCAGUAUACCUGACAGAAGUCAGAGAUGGGAAAGCACGACCCCUCAGCUAAGCGCUGAAGCUGUCUCCAUGCUCUGGAAUCUUCUGAAGCAAGCCCCUCGGCCAGCCCAGGCCCUGUUAGAGCUGCUGCUUGAGGAGUACCACAGCUCCAGCCUCUGUCCCAGUCCUCUGCAGAAAUCACUGCUGGACCUCAUCCGAAAGGCAUUGAAGACCUUACGGGACCCUGCUUCUCAGCCCUCUGGGGUGGCUGAUGCUGUCUGUGGAGCCCUUCAGGCUCUGUGCUGCACUGCAGAGCUACCAGAGAGUGAAUGGCGUGUCCUGUGUGAGGAACUGUUGGAGACCUGCAGGACUGAGGGCAGUCCCCUGCAGGAGGAACAGCUGCUUGGUUGCCUGUUGCACAAGGCUGGACGGAGCCUACUGUCCCUCUAUGGCCACACCUAUGCAGAGAAGGUGGCAGAAAAGCCACCAAAGGCCACACUUUCAGGAAAAGAUCUUCCUGAUCCUGAGCGGGCAAUGCUGGCCCUGUUCUCCACUCCUGACCCAGCCCAUGCGUGGAAAAUGGCCUUUUUCUAUUGCCUGAGUAACAACAAGCACUUCCUGGAGCAGAUCCUUGUAACAGCGUUGACCCUGUUGAAAGAGGAAGAUUUCCCAAGCCUUGGAUACCUGCUUGAUAGAGAAUUCAGGCCUCUCAGUCACCUGCUCGUGCUCCUGGGAUGGACGCACUGUCAGAGCCUUGAAUCAGCUAAGAGAUUACUCCAGACUCUCUACAGGACCCAGGACCAAGGCCACGAUGAGCUUCUCAGGGACGCCUGUGAAGGAUUAUGGGCUCACUUAGAAGUCUUGGAGUGGUGCGUACAGCAGAGCAGCAGCCUCAUACCAAAGAGAGAGCUCUUGUGUCACUUACAUGGUGGAGACAGCCACUCAGUGCUGUACUCUCUCCAUCACCUUACAAACCUUCCAGCCCUAAAGGAGGAAGAAGUCCUUAAGCUGUUACAGAAGAUGCCAACCAAGGACCUCCAGGGAGAGCAUGAUACCCAUGAUGCCUCAGUCCCUGAGCACCUGAGCCAGUGUCAGAGCCUGACCCUCUACCAGGGCUUCUGUGCCAUGAAGUAUGCGAUCUAUGCCCUCUGUGUGAACUCACACCAGCACUCUCUGUGCCAGGACUGCAGAGACAGUGCCUCCGAGGACCUGGCCUCGGUGGAGCCAGGCAGCGAUUCGCUCCCCUCCCCAGGUGCUUCACAUCUCUUCCCAACAUACCUGGCCAGGUGCCGACAGUAUUUACAUAGCAUCCCCGACUCUCUGUGCCUGGAAAUCCUGGAAAACAUCUUCUCGUUGCUCCUCAUUACCUCUGCCGACCUUCACCCAGAGCCUCACCUGCCUGAGGACUAUGCCGAGGAUGAGGACGUUGAGGGGAAAGGCCCGCUGGGUUUGAGGUCUCCAUCAGAGAGCCCUCAGCGCAUAGCCGCACCUGAGAGGAGGUCAGAGCGGGCUUCCGUGGGACCCAGGAACCUUGCUCAUACAAUGGCAGGCUGUCCAAAGGAAGAACCGAAAGACAGUUCACCAGGGCCUCACAAGCACAGCUUUUUGGAUCUGAAGCACUUUACUAGUGGCCUGAGUGGAUUCCUGGCUGAUGAGUUUGCUAUAGGCGCAUUCCUCAGCCUUAUUCAGGAGCAGCUCAGUGAAAUCAGCAGCCACAGCACAACCGAGGAGACAAGGCUGCUGGAAGACCAGAGCUGCUCAGCAGCCAGAGACGGACUGCAGAGCCGCCUGCACAGGUUCUCAAAGGUUCUCUCCGAGGCACAGUGGCGGUACAAAGUGGUAACAAGCAACCAGGGCUCAGAAGAGCAACCUUCCAGAAGAUACCGGCCCAUUGCCACAAGGCAUUCUAGUCUCCGCCGAGGUCGUCGGACCAGAAGGACCCGGGCAGACGGCCGGGAAAGAGGCUCCAACCCAUCCCUGGAAGGAACAAGUAGUGAGCUGAGCACAAGUACUUCAGAAGGGAGUCUGAGUGCUGUGUCUGGGCAGGUGGAGCUGGACAACCGGUUUCAGCCUCAACCUCAGAGUUCCAUCAUCCCCAUGAUGUUCUCCCCGCCGGAGUCUCUGCUGGCAUCCUGUAUCCUCAGAGGGAACUUUGCAGAAGCCCAUCAGGUGGUAUUCAUGUUCAACCUGAAGUCCUCACCUAGCGCCGGCGAGCUGAUGUUUGUAGAGCGAUACCAAGAGGUGGUCCAGGAGCUGGCCCGCGUAGAGCAUAAGAUUGAAAACCAGAAUUCAGAUGGGGGUAACAACACCAUCCGGCGCACUGGCAGUGGUCGCUCAACUCUACAGGCCAUUGGCAGUGCCGCAGCAGCAGGGGUGGUAUUUUACUCCAUCUCUGACGUGACUGACAAGCUCCUUAGCCCCUCCGAAGACCCCAUCCCCACGCUCCAGGAGGAUUUUUGGAUAAAUGCUACUCCCAUGGAGACCACCACUCCUCUCAGAGAAGUUCUGGAAGACCUCAGUCCCCCUGCCAUGGCUGCAUUUGACCUAGCUUGCUGCCAGUGCCAGCUCUGGAAGACCUGCAAACAGCUCUUAGAAACAGCCGAGCGGCGACUGAACAGCAGCCUUGAGAGCCGGGGUCGAAGGCUAGACCAGGCUGUCCUGAAUCCUGAUGGUAUGCGAGGUUUUCCAUUUGUCCUUCAGCAAAUUAGUAAGAUUCUCAGUUAUCCACUUACACUAACAGGACUAACAAAAUCAGAGACUCCAGAAGAAAGAGGAGGAGGCGCUCCGCGGUACAGCAUCUCUGAGCUGCUUCGGAUGUGCUGGCCCAGCCUCACCGAAGACUGCGUUGCCAGCCACACCAGCCUUUCCCAGCAGCUGGAUCACGCUCUCCAGUCACUUCGAGAGGCAUUAGCGCUGCCAGAGCCCAAGAGUACUCCACUCUCUUGCUUAGUGGAACAGGCAGCCCAGAAAGCCCCUGAAGCAGAGGCCCACCCUGUGCAUAUCCAAAGCCAGCUCCUCCAGAAAACCCUAGGAAAACAGAUACCGGCGGGCCCCAGACAGACUGACUAUGUGGGAGCCUUCUUCAGCUACUGCAGCAGCCUGGCUGCAGUUCUCCUUCGGAGUCUGAGCUCUGACCCUGAUAAUGUGGAGGUCAAGGUUGGGAAUCCCUUUGUUCUUCUGCAGCAGAGCUCUUCCCAGCUGGUGUCACAUCUGCUGCUUGAAAGACAAGUUCCCCCAGACAGGUUGGCAACCCUUCUUGCCCAAGAGCAUCUCAACCUAAGUGUGCCACAGGUCAUUGUCAGCUGCUGCUGUGAGCCCCUUACUCUUUGCCUAUCUCGACAAAGCCAGCAGGCCUCAUCCCUCCUGACCCACCUGCGCAUGCUGGCUCAGGGGCAUGCGUCUCACCUUCUGGAUGGCCUGCCCCUCUCUGUGCUGAGCCCCCCUAGACCAAGCGAGAACCCCUCAACAGAGAGAAAGUCUCAUUCCUCCCCAAAGGAUUCACUCCCAGCCUUCACCGCCUCUGCCUUGGCCUUCCUUAAGUCUCGCUCAAAGCUACUGGCCAUGGUGGCCUGUCUGAGGGCUUCCCGAGGGACAAAGGUCAGCAAACCCAGCCUGUCAUGGAAGGAACUGCGUGGUCGCAGGGAGGCACCUCUGACUGCAGAGAAGGUAGCCCAGGAGUGUGAGCACCUCCUGGAACAGUUUCCUGUGUUUGAGGCUGCCCUCCUAGCUAACUGGGAGCCUCUACAACAAGCCUCUGAGCCAAGACAGAGUCUGGCAGCCUGUCUCUGUGGUCAGGCCAAUCUCUCUACCGUACUUCUGGGCCUACAUUCUACUCUAGCCCUGGAUGUAUUAACGGAGGCCUUUGAGGAAGCUUUGGUGGCCAGAGAUUGGCCACGAGCCCUUCAGCUCAUUGACGUGUAUGGGCAAGACUUGGAGGACCUGAGCAGUGUACGGGAUUCAGUCCUGACCUGUGCUACUGUGUGCGACAAGGAAGGUUGGCAGUACCUGUUUCCUGUGAAGGACGCAUCCCUGAGAAGUCAGCUGGCUCUACGGUUUGUGGACAGGUGGCCCCUGGAGUCCUGCCUGGAGAUCCUGGCCUACUGUGUUUCAGACAUGGCUGUCCAAGAAGAACUGAAAUCUGAGCUGCAGAGGAAGCUGAUGGAGCUGCGGGUCUAUCAGAAGAUCCUAGGUUUACAGGAUCCCCCAGUGUGGUGUGACUGGCAGACCCUGAGGAACUGCUGUGCUGAAGACCCAUCAACUGUCAUGGACAUGAUGCUGGAAUCGCAGGAGUAUGAACUGUGUGAGGAGUGGGGCCGUCUCUACCCCAUUCCAAGAGAACAUUUGGUCAGUCUGCAUCACAAGCAUCUUCUCCACCUGCUAGAAAGAAGAGAGCAUGAGAAGGCUCUUCAACUCCUGCAACGAAUCCCUGAUCCCACCAUGUGCCUUGAAGUCACAGAGCGGUCCCUUGACCAGCACCCCAGCUUAGCCACUUCACACUUCUUGGCCAACUACCUCACCUCUCACUUCUACGGAGAACUGACCACUGACCGACACCGUGAGAUCCAGGCACUGUACAUGGGAUCUAAGGUUCUUCUGACUCUGCCUGAACAGCACCGGGCCAGCUAUGCCCAUUUGUCCUCCAGUCCUCUGCUCAUGCUAGAGCAGCUGCUGAUGAACAUGAAGGUGGAUUGGGCCACCACGGCCGUGCAAACUCUGCACCAACUGCUGGCUGGAGAAGACAUCGGCUUCACCCUGGAGGAGGUUGACUCAUUGCUCUCCAGAUACGCAGGGAAAGCCCUGGACCUCCCGUACCCACUGAGAGAGAAACGAUCAGCAGAUUCCGUGAUUCACCUCCAGGAGCCUGUCUAUCAAGCUUCAGACUCAGAGACCCUGUCUAGGUCAUCGUCAGCCGAGUUCUCUGCGGCUACCGCUCCUGGAAGUGCCUUAGUCCGUUCCCCCAGUCCCAAGGAGAGGGCUUUCCCUCAGACUCAGCCACCGCUGGGGUUUGUGCCCCCAGAAAUACCCCCUGCCAGGGAUCAGUGGGUCCCAGAUGAGACCGAGAGCAUCUGCAUGGUCUGCUGCAGAGAGCACUUCACUAUGUUCAACAGACGUCAUCACUGUCGCCGCUGUGGGCGGCUAGUGUGUGGUUCCUGCUCCACUAAGAAAAUGGUGGUGGACGGCUGCAGAGAAAACCCUACACGCGUGUGUGACCAGUGCUACAGUUACUACAACAAAGAUGCACCAGAGGAGAGCCCAUGCCAGUCAGAAGUUCCAGACAGUGCUAAAAAUGAAAGCCCUCCAUAUUCAGCUGUGGUGAGAGUCCCCAAAGCAACCGAGGUGGAAUGGAUCUUGAGUCUAAAUGAGGAAGAAAAUGAGCUGGCGCGGAGUGAAUUUUACUAUGAGCAGGCCCCCAGCGCCUCCCUGUGCAUUGCCAUCCUGAACCUGCACCGAGAAAGCAUCGUCUGUGGUCACCAGCUGAUUGAGCACUGCUGCAGGCUGUCCAGGGGCCUCACCAACCCAGAGGUGGAUGCCGGGCUGCUCAUAGACAUCAUGAGGCAGCUUCUCUUCAGUGCCAAAAUGAUGUUCGUCAAGGCUGGCCAGAGCCAGGACUUGGCUCUUUGUGACAGCUACAUCAGCAAGGUAGACGUCCUGCAUAUUUUAGUCUCUGCUGCCUACCGCCAUAUGCCAUCUCUGGAUCAGAUCCUGCAGCCAGCUGCAGUAACCAGGCUGAGGAACCAGCUCCUAGAAGCCGAGUACUACCAGCUGGGCGUUGAGGUCUCUACAAAGACUGGGCUUGAUUCCACAGGAGCAUGGCAUGCCUGGGGCAUGGCCUGCCUCAAAGCUGGGAACCUCACUGCUGCAAGAGAGAAGUUCAGUCGCUGCCUGAAGCCUCCUCUGGACCUGAACCAAUUGAGUCACGGCUCGAGGCUAGUCCAGGAUGUGGUCGAGUACCUGGAGUCCACAGUGAGACCCCUCAUUUCCUUGCAAGAUGAUGAUUACUUUGCCACCUUGAGGGAACUGGAAGCCACCCUUCGAACCCAGAGUCUCUUCCUGGAGGCCAUUCCUGAUGGCAAGAUCAUGAACAACACCUACUACCAAGAAUGUCUCUUCUACCUGCACAACUACAGCACCAACCUGGCCAUCAUCAGCUUCUACAUGAGGCAUAACUGCCUUCGGGAAGCCCUGCUGCACCUGCUCAACAAGGAAAGUCCUCCAGAAGUCUUCAUAGAAGGCAUUUUCCAGCCAAGCUAUAAAAGUGGGAAGCUACACACUUUGGAAAACUUACUGGAAUCCAUCGAUCCAACCUUGGAGAGCUGGGGAACGUACCUGAUGGCUGCCUGCCAACAUCUGCAGAAGAAGAACUACUACCACAUCUUGUACGAGCUGCAGCAGUUUAUGAAGGACCAAGUCCGGGCAGCCAUGACCUGUAUUCGGUUCUUCAGUCACAAAGCAAAGUCAUACACAGAGCUGGGAGAGAAGCUGUCAUGGUUGCUUAAGGCCAAGGACCACUUGAAGAUCUACCUCCAAGAAACGUCCCGCAGCUCUGGAAGGAAGAAAACCACCUUCUUCCGGAAGAAGAUGACUGCAGCUGAUGUGUCCAGGCACAUGAAUACGCUGCAGCUACAGAUGGAAGUGACCAGAUUCCUACAUCGCUGUGAAAGUGCUGGGACCUCUCAGAUCCCCACCCUGCCCCUGCCAACACUCUUUGGAAACAACCACAUGAAAAUGGAAGUUGCCUGCAAGGUUAUGCUGGGAGGAAAAAAUGUGGAAGAUGGUUUUGGAAUUGCAUUCCGUGUUCUGCAGGACUUCCAGCUGGAUGCUGCUGCAACCUACUGCAGAGCUGCCAGGCAGCUGGUUGAGAGGGAAAAAUAUGGUGAGAUUCGACAGCUGCUCAAGUGUGUCAGUGAGUCAGGCAUGGCAGCCAAAAGCGACGGUGACACCAUCCUCCUCAACUGCCUGGAAGCCUUCAAGAGAAUCCCACCCCAGGAGUUGGAGGCACUGAUCCAGGCCAUCCACAGCGACGACAACAAGGUUCGGGCCUAUCUGACAUGUUGCAAGCUGCGUUCUGCCUACCUGAUUGCCGUGAAGCAAGAACACUCACAGGCCGCUGCCCUCGUCCAGCAGGUGCAGCAGGCUGCCAAAAGCAGUGGGGAUUCUGUAGUGCAAGACAUCUGUGCUCAGUGGCUUCUGACAAGCCAUUCCCGUGGUGCCCAUGGCUCAGGCUCCAGGAAGUGACCCUGGACUGCAGAACCUGGAAAUUAUAGCCUGGGAACAUGGCAACAGGAACAAUGCCACAUAACACCCUCCAUCUCCGUCUUCCUGUGGAGUGGGACUUCUGCUCCUGCCCCAGGUUGGAGUGAGCAGGUUAGACUGUGCUUGCCUGAGUGGGCAAGAGUAGGUCCUUUCACACAAGUGCCAUGUAAAUUGAAGACUCUGUGUUUGUCUGGAGAUAGCCACUUUCUACCUCAGAGUGACUGUGUGUGCAUGUGUGCACACCUGUGUGCAUGCUCCUGUGCACUCAUGUUUACGCCCAAGCAUUUUCUGAACAAAUGAGACUCCUCUUGAAGAGAGGCGCUUUACUUCCCACUUUCUGCUGGUUUGAAGACCUUCGGUGUGUUUGGUUCUUGUCCCAGGUCGGCCUGUUCUCCACCGUUCCCCCUCUAUGCAGACAGACAUGCUUUAACAGCUCCUCCUAACAGGAGGGGUCAACAGAAUUACAGAGCAAUGCCAAAAAGGUUGCUUCUCCCCAAAAUUCAGAGAGAAGGUUAGGAGUGUGGCUGUGGACGAUGACAGCUUUCCCCACCACCACACCGCUCACAAGCACAAGGUUUGCAGGUGCAAGCAUCUGAAAGUUCUGACAGUGGUAUAAAUGGUUGGAUCUGGAAGGCUGAGGCCAGAGGGGAGGAAGAGGCAGACCUCUGAGCACAAAGCUGGCUCUUGUCAGUAUCCCUGUUGCAGGGUUGAUGGGUAAGGACACAUGGCUUUUUCUUUCAGAGGCUGGGGAAAGAAAUGGUAGCCAGGAUCCUGGGGCUGAAUGAAUGCUAAACUCUACCUGUUUGCAUUCCGUUCUCGUUUGUACCUCUUGAAUUAGUUAAGAAACCAUUUCUCCAUCCCCAUGCUCCCAUUCAGUCUCCUCAGGGCCAGGGGUCGGAUAUGCAAAGACCUAGCUCAGUCAGGCAGCAGUACACUGAGGGAAUGGGGCUUACUUCAGAGUUGGGUCUACAGACAAAUCAGAACGAGGGGGUAACAAGUAGUUCUCAUCAUGGUGGGGACUAGAUGAAGGGUUUAAUGUGCUCUUCAGCUGAGGUGAGUUGAUGCUCUAAAGAAAAGGUCUGUAAUUUGGUGACUGAUUUGCAAAUGAGAACCCUAAAGAAAGGCCUGUAGCCCCAAGUCUCCUACCAGCCAGAGCUCAGCCUAUUGGUCGCCCCUUGUCGCCAGGGCAACAGGAACUGGAAACUGAAGUCAGUGUCUCUGGUGCUUAGAAACCCUGUUCAUUUCUUCUGAACCAAGUUUUUCUUAAUUAAGAGUUCUUAAAUAGACAUCUGUCAGAUAGGCUGAAGCUGAAUCCUAGCUCCCUUAAGGGUGAGGUGUGACAGUGGCCUUUCCUUCCUGACGCAUAGAACACACCACAGCUCCCAGGAUCCCCCAGUGCCUGGAGUCUGCUUACACUCAAGGCUGUCUGUGUUUGCACUGAACAUAAGCACUUUACACAACUGGGUUGUAAGUCUUGCAGCCCUCGAUUUAGGAUGUCACAACCAGAUUUCCCUGACUUUCUUCUAACUUGAAUUGUAAAAUAGGUGGACCAUUGACCAGGUUAACAGAGAAAAGAAUACAGACCUAAGACAUCAUACUGUGGUCUCCUGAGAAGCAACAAUAACAUCAAAACAGUUGUACAUGUUGAGGAAUUGUGUGUCCUACUACAACCAAGCAACAAUAAACUGUCUAUCCCACCUA
This is a messenger RNA of Grammomys surdaster, 9484 nucleotides long. It is a transcript of the gene Zfyve26, whose product is annotated as zinc finger FYVE-type containing 26. Gene Ontology annotation, molecular function: metal ion binding; phosphatidylinositol-3-phosphate binding. Gene Ontology annotation, biological process: double-strand break repair via homologous recombination; regulation of cytokinesis; mitotic cytokinesis. The coding region runs from base 155 to 7765 and encodes 2536 amino acids. Lineage: Eukaryota; Metazoa; Chordata; Mammalia; Rodentia; Muridae. Gene Ontology annotation, cellular component: midbody; lysosomal membrane; centrosome. The record is from RefSeq and is a predicted model, not a curated record. The transcript is spliced from 42 exons.